Molecule: messenger RNA, 2577 nt
Organism: Lytechinus pictus (painted urchin)
Lineage: Eukaryota; Metazoa; Echinodermata; Echinoidea; Temnopleuroida; Toxopneustidae
Product: cytochrome P450 2C15-like
Exons: 6
Coding region: 690-2216 (508 amino acids)
Biological process (GO): xenobiotic metabolic process
Cellular component (GO): intracellular membrane-bounded organelle; cytoplasm
Molecular function (GO): iron ion binding; steroid hydroxylase activity; heme binding
Source: RefSeq, a predicted model, not a curated record
GCACACAGCUUCCUUCCUACCGGUACCCAUAUAUAGCCGACCACGAUAUAUGUUUUAGGUUUGCACUUAUUUGUUCAUCGCGAUAGAAAACACUAGGGAUAUUGACUUUAGGGAACCCCCCCCCCCCCCCUGCAUGGCCCCGACUUCGGGCAUCGGGCGCUAAACCAGUAUAGUCUGCUGGGCAAACCCUUCACCCGAGUUAAGGGUCUGAAUGUCCAGCCUACUCAUGCCUUGUGUACUGAAGGCUCUUGGAGCAGCAAUUAAGUUUUGUAUGUGCUAGUCUUUGCGUGGAGGCACACUUGUUGAUCAAAGUUCCAAUCAGGGUCUGUGCCUGCAGACUACUAACCUGUCUAGAUGGGGGAAAAUUUGUAUUGGUCCAAAGUCCGAUGUCACAUCAUUAUAUACCCAGACAGUUUCGUUUGAUCAAAGAGUGCUUGGUUUGACAUUCUUUGAACGCGUCAAGGCAUCAUUGAAUGAUCACUACAAUAAAGCAUGGCUUAAUUCUAUUCUGGAUGUUAUCAUGUACAUCGGUGUAGGAAAGUAACUGAUGACGACCAAAGUCCGAUGUCACAUUACACAACCUUCUUUGUGAUUGUGAAUGUUAUAUACCCAGCAAGUUUCGAUCAAAAAUUUUCUUACACAGAAAUCUUUUGACAUCACGACAAGGUGCUGGCAGUGACUGAACCAUCAUGUCUUCUAUUCUGGACGCUAUCAUGUACAUCGGUAUGGGAAAUCUACUCACCACCAUCUCUUUAUGUCUUCUUAUAUUCUGGUAUAUCCGCACCAACUGCUUGAUCUCAUUCUAUUACCGUCUUCCUCCUGGACCACCGGCCAUUCCUUAUCCUUUCGAUGGUCUUUUAGCAUUGUUCCCUGGAAAGGAUAGGUUUGGACGUCUGAUACAACUUAGCAAGAGAUAUGGUGACAUCGUUUGUCUCCAGCUUGGCUCCAGGAUCUUGACCAUGAUUUCCAGCCCAGGGCUAGUUAAAGAACUCCUGGUCAAACAAGCUGAUGCCACUUCUAACAGACGACCACCUCCCUUCUUUUCUCAUAUCAUAGAUUAUACAGGGGGCAUCCUAUUCACUGAUGGGGAACCGUGGCAAGAACUCCGUCGAUUUAGUCUCUCUGCUCUCCGUAACUUUGGCAUGGGUCGGAAGGGCAUCGAGUCAAGGAUACAAGAUGAAGCACACAUCCUCUGUAAUGCAUUAUCCCAACAGUCAGGAGAAGCGUUCGACGUUAUGCAUCUUACCAAUGCUGCCGUAUCCAACAUCAUCUGCAGUAUCACAUUCGGGAGGCGUAUGGAGUAUGAUGAUCCUGUUUUCAUUGAUACGAUCAAGAGACUUAGAAACCUAACAGGUGGAAUGGGGAUAACCCCCAUCAUUCGUGAGCUAGUUUUAAGAUUCCCUAUUCUCCUCAAGACACCUUUAUUAAAGAUGCCCAAAGAAAACAUAUUAGGCAUAAAGAAUUUUAUCAAUGCGGAGGUGAGAGAACACAUUGAGAGCUACGACUCCACAGACAUCCGGGACAUCAUUGAUAUGUACCUCACUGAAGCAGACCGAUUGGAUGAAAUCAAGGCCACCAAACCGUACAUAACUAAAGACGAUAUCUGGAUGUGUGUUUUCGAUCUGUUCUUUGCAGGAACCGAGACGACAUCUUCUUCAUUACUUUGGUUUAUUCUCGUUAUGGCAAGCAAACCCGAUGUACAAAAUAAGGUUAUGAGUGAGAUCGAUCGUGUUGUUGGUCGGGAGAGGGCUCCGUGCUACGACGAUCGCAAGGACAUGCCGUAUGUAGACGCAACUAUAACAGAGGUCCUCCGGUUUCGACCUGUUGCACCGCUAGGAGUGGGACAUGUGACCGACAAAGACGUCAAAAUCAGAGAAUACACCAUUCCAAAACAUACAGAGAUUCUUAUUAAUAUCCUUGCCAUUCACCUGGAUCCAAACCUGUGGGACAAACCAGAAGAGUUUAACCCUGAACGUUUCCUAAGUGAAGAUGGGAAGACUGUCAUCAAACAGGAUGCAUUCACUGUAUUUGGAGCAGGUCGACGUGUGUGCCUUGGGGAGCAACUUGCCCGGAUGGAGUUUUUCCUCUUCGCGACAACCCUCAUGCAACAAUUUCAAUUUCAAUUGCCUGAAGGUGAUUCAGCUGACUUUGGCUUUGAACAUUGUCUUGGUACCGUUGCUCCAAAGAGAUAUAAAGUCUUAGCCCAUGAACGAUAAUUCUAGUUUGGUUUGUUUUUCCUUCAAAGAUUCUUAAGCACGAAGGCAAAUAGACUAGGCUGACAGGACUUCAAAGAAUAUUCAACUCAAUUCAAUUCAUUUCAAGGUUUAUCAAAAACAAGAGUUGCAACCAAAUGGCUAAAUAUUGGCCAUGUAUGCAAAAUACAAAUAUUCAAUAGAUCACUACAUAUUUCAAACAUUAAAAACAGCAACAUUUGUAAGUACUUAGAAUCUGAGAUAAAAAUGUUUUAAUUGCGGUAGUUCGUAUUUCUCCGUUUCCUCAAUGGAAAAGUAUAUAUUUCAAGUUUCAAGUUCAAGUUUAUUUUCAAUUCUACAAAACAUUAAACAUGUCAUGAAUGAA